GGCGGGUCCCGCUAGGGGCGGAGCUCGGCGGCAGCGCUCUGCCUGGGGCAAUGUGGGGUUGCGGCGGGCUGGGCAGAGCAGCCCGGGCUCUAGUCGGGCCGCGGGGCCGGAGCAGUGGGACGGGCCCGCCCGGGAGGAGGCUGGGGGCAGUGGCCGGUGACCAUUAUGGUCCGGCUUUUCAGAGAGGCCCUGGGGGCUUCAGUGAGAAUGACAGUUGGAAAAUGCAGUUGACAUCCAACAGUACCAGGUUUGUCCAUUUGACUGAAAUGAAAAGCAGCAUGUCUGCUAUGAAGAGGUUAUACAGCACUUCACACACAACAGUGGAUUCAAAAGAGAUGAACAAAUUCCAGCUUUUGGCACAUAGGUGGUGGGAUGAACAAGGAGAAUAUUCCACCCUGCAUUCUCUGAAUGAUAUUAGAGUGCCUUUUAUUAGAGAUACUCUAUUGAACAUGAGUAGUGAUCAUCAGUUGGGAAGCCCUCUGUCCGGUGUAAAGAUUCUAGAUGUUGGCUGUGGUGGUGGACUGUUAAGUGAACCUCUAGGUAGACUGGGAGCUUCAGUUACUGGAAUUGAUCCUCUGGAGGACAAUAUUAGAACAGCAGAACAGCACAAGUCAUUUGAUCCAGUUCUAGCCAAGAGAAUACAGUACAAACCAUGUUCACUGGAGGAUAUUGUGGAAGAGACUACAGAAACCUUUGAUGUAAUUGUUGCUUCUGAAGUAGUGGAGCAUGUGGCUGACCUAGAAAUGUUUAUCAAGUACUGCUAUCAAGUAUUAAAACCUGAAGGCUCGUUAUUCAUUACUACAAUCAACAAAACACAGUUGUCCUAUAUAUUGGGGAUUGUAGUUGCAGAGAGAAUAAUGGGCAUUGUACCAGAAGGCACCCAUGACUGGGAGAAGUUUAUUUCACCUGAAGAGCUAGAAUGCCUGCUAGACUCAAAUGGCUUUUUAGUCAAGACAGUGAAUGGAAUGUCAUACAACCCCCUGUCAGGGUCCUGGAGUUGGACUGAAAGCACUAGCAUUAACUAUGCUGUGCAUGCCAUGAAAUGUAGGGUAAAAGAACAAUCAAGUUCAAGAGAGCCGCCUUCAGAGACAGAUAAGGAGGAGCAUCCAGCCGAAGCUAGUGCCAGCACAACUGUCUGAGACACGGUAGUAGGCAAGCAGCAAGAAGUUGAAGGAAGAUUUGCAUAAAUGAUUAUAAUAAAACUGUUUGCAACAAGUCUGCUGUUCAUGUAAAUGGCAGUUAAGAUGUUUUUGCCAGUCUGUUUCAAUGUAGUCUCAGGGGAGAACAAUUGUUAGUUCUCUCAGGAAUCGUGUAGGAUUAAGAUGGGCAAAGUUUUUGGAGAGAAGUUUUUAUGAGAAAACAAUUUCAAACUUUCAAAUUAUUGUCAGUAUUUGUGUUUGAUGGCUUUUACAGUCCUACCAAGAAAACACAGGUUUCAACAGGACUCCAGAGCGUAAUGGGUUUAUGCUGAGUUCAAUUUGAAGUCACUUUUAAAAAUGCAAUACACUGUGUAAAUAGAAAGAUUUAAGCAAUUUUUAAAUUAAACUACCGAAGUGCACUGCUCAGAAA
Molecule: messenger RNA, 1569 nt
Organism: Gopherus evgoodei (Goodes thornscrub tortoise)
Lineage: Eukaryota; Metazoa; Chordata; Testudines; Testudinidae
Gene: COQ3
Product: coenzyme Q3, methyltransferase
Exons: 7
Coding region: 51-1139 (362 amino acids)
Biological process (GO): ubiquinone biosynthetic process
Molecular function (GO): 2-methoxy-6-polyprenyl-1,4-benzoquinol methyltransferase activity
Source: RefSeq, a predicted model, not a curated record